Messenger RNA from Camellia sinensis, 3742 nucleotides. RefSeq names its product Vacuolar sorting protein 39. Gene Ontology annotation, cellular component: membrane; cytoplasm. Lineage: Eukaryota; Viridiplantae; Streptophyta; Magnoliopsida; Ericales; Theaceae. The record is from RefSeq and is a predicted model, not a curated record. Gene Ontology annotation, biological process: autophagy; endosomal vesicle fusion; vesicle-mediated transport.
UUUGGGAAAAGCUCGGAGACAGGGAAGGAAGACGAAGACGAAGACGAAGACGAUGGUACACAGUGCUUUCGAUUCCUUCGAGCUCCUCAAUGGUUGCCCUACUAAGAUAGACGCCAUUGAAUCCUACGGUUCCAAACUACUCCUUGGCUGCUCCGAUGGAUCUCUCCGGAUCUACGGCCCAGAAUCCUCCGUCUCCGACCGAUCUCUGCCCUCUGUCCAAACCCCAGAGCUCCGAAAGGAACCCUACGUCCUCGAACGAACUGUAAAUGGCUUCUCAAAGAGGCCAAUGGUUUCAAUGGAGGUUUUGGGGUCGAGAGAGCUUCUUCUUUCGCUCUCUGAAUCGAUCGCGUUCCAUCGUCUUCCAAAUUUGGAGACCAUUGCUGUGAUUACCAAGGCCAAAGGCGCGAACGUUUAUUCAUGGGACGAUCGGAGAGGUUUCUUGUGCUUCGCGAGGCAAAAGAGGGUCUCUAUUUUCAGACACGAUGGAGGACGGGGAUUUGUGGAGGUGAAGGAAUUUGGAGUUCCCGAUACGGUCAAGUCAAUGUCUUGGUGUGGUGAGAAUAUAUGUCUGGGGAUUAGAAGGGAGUAUGUGAUACUAAAUUCCACAAACGGUGCAUUGUCCGAUGUAUUUCCUUCUGGAAGGAUUGCCCCACCAUUGGUGGUGUCUCUUCCAUCUGGAGAACUUCUUUUGGGGAAGGAUAACAUUGGAGUUUUUGUGGACCAAAAUGGGAAGCUUCUUCAAGAAGGCAGGAUUUGUUGGUCUGAGGCCCCUACCACUGUUUUCAUUCAGAAGCCAUAUACUGUAGGCCUCUUACCAAGAUAUGUUGAGAUACGGUCUCUCCGAGUUCCUUAUCCAUUAAUACAGACUGUUGUUCUCCGUAAUGUUCGGCAUCUUCUACAAACCAACUAUGCCAUGAUUGUUGCAUUAGACAACUCUAUUUAUGGGCUGUUUCCCGUUCCUCUUGGUGCCCAGAUAGUACAGUUAACUGCAUCUGGAAAUUUUGAGGAAGCUUUGGCUCUGUGUAAGCUGCUCCCACCCGAGGAUUCAAGCCUUCGAGCUGCAAAGGAGCAGUCAAUUCAUAUAAGAUAUGCACACUAUCUAUUUGAGAAUGGGAGCUAUGAGGAGGCUAUGGAACAGUUUUUGGCAUCUCAAGUAGAAAUCACAUAUGUGCUUUCUUUAUAUCCAUCUAUUGUCCUUCCGAAAUCAGUUGUGGUACCUGAACCGGAGAAGUAUAUGGACAUCACCGGAGAUACUCCGCACCUGUCAAGAGGUUCGUCGGGUAUAUCAGAUGAUAUGGAAUCCCCACCUGCUUCACAGCUGUUGGAAUCCGAUGAGAGUGCUGCACUUGAGUCCAAGAAAAUGAGCCAUAACACGCUAAUGGCUCUCAUCAAGUUUUUGCAGAAGAAGAGAUACAGCAUAAUUGAAAAAGCCACCGCUGAGGGAACUGAGGAAGUUGUUUCAGAUGCUGUUGGGGAUAAUUAUGUAUCGUAUGAUUCCAGUCGGUUUAAGAAAUCAACCAAGGGCCGAGUUAACAUUUCCAUUAGCUCAGGUGCUAGAGAGAUGGCAGCAAUACUGGACACAGCACUACUCCAAGCUCUGCUUCUAACUGGACAGUCUUCAGCUGCUGUGGAACUACUGAAAGGUGUUAACUAUUGUGAUGUAAAAAUAUGCGAAGAGUUUCUGCAGAAAAGGAAUCAAUAUGUUGGCUUGCUAGAACUCUACAAAUGCAAUGCAAUGCACAGGGAAGCUCUCAAGCUUUUGCACCAAUUAGUAGAGUCAUCGAAAUCAGACCAGCCACAAGCAGAGCUCAUCCAAAAGUUUAAGCCCGAGAUGAUUAUUGACUAUCUCAAGCCUCUCUGUGGGACUGACCCUAUGCUUGUGCUGGAGUUCUCAAUGCUCGUUCUUGAAUGCUGUCCAACACAAACAAUUGAGCUCUUUUUGUCUGGAAAUAUUCCGGCAGAUUUGGUGAAUUCUUACUUGAAACAGCAUGCUCCAAAUAUGCAGGCCACGUAUUUAGAACUUAUGCUUGCGAUGAAUGAAAAUGGAAUCUCUAGAAAUUUGCAGAAUGAAAUGGUGCAAAUCUAUCUCUCCGAAGUGCUUGAUUGGUAUGCAGACCUAAAUUCUCAACAGAAAUGGGAUGAGAAAGUUUAUUCCCCAACCAGGAAGAAGUUAUUGUCUGCUUUGGAAAGUAUCUCAGGGUAUAACCCGGAGACUCUGUUAAAGCGACUUCCAACAGAUGCUUUGUAUGAAGAGCGUGCAAUUUUAUUGGGAAAAAUGACCCAACAUGAGCUUGCCUUAUCAAUAUAUGUUCAUAAGCUUCAUGUACCUGAACUGGCACUGUCCUACUGUGAUCGCGUUUACGAGCCUUCACUUCAUCAACCCUCUGCAAAAUCUUAUAGCAACAUCUACCUCACUCUUCUGCAAAUAUAUUUGAAUCCUCAAAAGACAACAAAAAACUUUGAAAAGCGAAUCACUAAUCUGGUUUCAACUCCAAGUUCUGGUCUUCCAAGGAUUGGUGCAGUGGUUUUAGCCAAAACCAAAGCAAGUCGUUUAUCUCGGAAAAUUGCAGAAAUAGAGGGUGCAGAAGAUGUCCGAAUCAGUCCCAGCAGUACUGACAGUGGGAGGAGUGAUGGUGAUGCAGAUGAUCUCAAUGAGGAAGCAGGUUCUACGAUUAUGUUGGAUGAGGUACUUGAUCUGUUGAGCCGACGAUGGGACAGAAUCAAUGGAGCUCAGGCACUCAAACUAUUACCAAGGGAUACUAAGUUACAGAACUUGCUUCCAUUCCUUGGACCCCUACUGAGAAAAUCCAGUGAAGCAUACCGGAACUUUUCUGUUAUCAAGAGUUUGAGAGAGAGCGAGAACCUGCAGGUCAAAGACGAACUUUAUAACCAAAGGAAAACAGUGGUGAAGAUUACUAGCGAUAGUAUGUGCUCCCUUUGCAACAAGAAGAUAGGGACUAGUGUUUUUGCAGUCUACCCCAAUGGUACGACUCUUGUGCACUUCGUUUGCUUUAGAGAUUCACAGAGCAUGAAGGCUGUUGCUAAAGGCGCACCGCGGCGUAAGCGAUGAUGAUAAUUGCCAUUCACCAUAUGGAUGAACAAAAUCUACUCUCUCCUAUUUGGCAUUACAACCCUUUCAUGCAUGACGUGGAGUUGCCAAAAGGGGUUUUAAGAGGAGGUGGUCUUAGUCUUCUGAUGGGGCCAGUUAGCUGUCUCAAUCAUUCUUAUACCCUAUAUUUGGAUGAAAAUGUUUAGGAACACAAACCGAUCACAGAAUAGGAAACCACUCUCUCACAUGUGGUGAGUCCCACAACCAUGAGAAAGGUUGUUUCCAAUUUGGGAUUAGUUUCUGUGGUAAGUAGAAGAUCUGUAUUUGGAUUCAAUUUCACACUUUUUGUUGGGAGUCUGCAAGUGAAUUGAUGGACUUGGGACGAGCAGGUGACUUUGAGUUACUCUGAAGAAGGUAGGAGUUUGUUUGGUAGAUUGUUAUUGAGUGUGAAGUUUUGAUAUGCUGGAAAGGUCCUUGGUUUGGAUGGAAGUGAUAGUUUGUUGUAAAGAAUUUGAUUGUAUGUUGACUAUAACAAAACAAAACCCAAAAAAAAAAAAAAAAUUUGUUCAGUUUAUAUCUUUAUUUAAGCAUGAUGUUUUCCACUAGUGUCUGGUGGUUUUAAUUUGUAACUAACUAGAAAAGGAUGUUAUCUCAGUAUUUAUUGAUGUCGGUAAUGAAAGACCUCAUUAUCAU